CCCUAUGCCAAGGGUUACAUUUCAUCUUUCAUUCCCGUAUACAACUCCAGAUGGCAACAUUCUCCUUUAUCUGAGCAAUAUGUCAUUCUCUGAUAAUGUGAUUUGCAGCGCUGAUCAGCUUUUGGAUCCAUUGAAAAUAAAUUCAGGAACAGAAUAUGUGCUGCAGAAAUUUGAAGAAAAUAUAAAAGAUACAAUAAUGGACUGCAAGAGAAUGAAGUGCUCCUCAUUUAACUGCACCAUUGAGCCAUCAGACACCACACACAUCAACGUAUCAUUAAGAAUAUGGAAAGCAACUUUCAUUAAGGCCAGUAUCCACAACCUGAAUCUAGUCUUAAACGCUGCACUGAAAAGUGAGAACGAUGUACUCGUCUUAAGAAGUGACAGUGAAAAUUAUGAGACAAUGAUUAAGCUGUCAAAAGAGUUGGAGCACGGGGAGGUGCCAAUCUGGGUCAUUCCAUUAAGCAUCAUUAUAGGAUUACUUAUUUUAGCGCUCAUCAUUUUUGCAAUGUGGAAGCUCGGCUUUUUCAAAAGACCACUGAAGGAGAAAAUGGAAAAAUGAGAAGGAACUUUUUUUUACAGAACAUUCAAUGAAUACUUGAACACUGACUCAGGCUUAUUUGUAUUGGAAUACUGAAAUGAAAAUUACAUUUUUUUGGUUCUUAAAUAUUUUUAUAGACAGUUUCAGUGACUAAGGGACUUACUUUUAUAUACAAUAAUGGGACAGUUUUCAUGGGGACCUGACCAUAAGAAAAUGAAAAGCACAA
Nanorana parkeri is the source of this 764-nucleotide messenger RNA. RefSeq names its product integrin alpha-1-like. Gene Ontology annotation, molecular function: integrin binding. The coding region runs from base 5 to 559 and encodes 184 amino acids. Lineage: Eukaryota; Metazoa; Chordata; Amphibia; Anura; Dicroglossidae. The record is from RefSeq and is a predicted model, not a curated record. Gene Ontology annotation, biological process: integrin-mediated signaling pathway; cell adhesion mediated by integrin; cell-cell adhesion. The transcript has 6 exons. Gene Ontology annotation, cellular component: external side of plasma membrane; integrin complex.